Pneumocystis carinii B80 is the source of this 913-nucleotide messenger RNA. RefSeq lists its product as hypothetical. Gene Ontology annotation, biological process: protein folding in endoplasmic reticulum. Gene Ontology annotation, cellular component: EMC complex; membrane. The record is from RefSeq and is a predicted model, not a curated record. The transcript is spliced from 5 exons. Lineage: Eukaryota; Fungi; Ascomycota; Pneumocystomycetes; Pneumocystales; Pneumocystaceae. Bases 29 to 859 code for a protein of 276 amino acids.
AACGAUUUCUAAUCUUUAAGAUUAAGAAAUGGACUUAAAAAAGAGUCAAGACUUAUAUCUUGAUAAAUCCUUAAGAGAUUGGGUUCUUUUUUCUAUAUUUAUUGUUAUGAUUAUAACAGGAGUUUUAAAACAUUAUAUUAGUAUAAUAUUAUUAGAAACACCAAGGAAAAUGACAGUUAAAGAGAUUAGAGAGAUAAGGGCAUUACAGCGAUCAGAGAUUUUAAGAGUGAAUAGUAGUCAUAUAGGAUAUGGAGCAUUUUAUACACGAAAAAUAUAUUUAACUAAGACAUUUUCUAGUGGGGAAUAUCUAGAAAAUCCAGAACUUAAAGGAUCACAACUUAUGAAUCCUAUGGUAAAUGUUAAAAAUAUGGAUCAAAUGAUGAGAAUUUUUAAGAGUAAUAUGGCUAAUAUUAUUCCUCAAACCAUUAUUAUGGCAUGGAUUAAUUUUUUUUUUAAUGGAUUUAUAUUAAUAAAACUUCCAUUUCCUCUUACAUUAAGAUUUAAAUCGAUGUUACAAUCAGGAGUAGCAACGAAUGAUCUUGAUGUAUCAUGGGUUUCAUCAUUAUCAUGGUAUUUUCUUAAUUUUUUUGGGUUAAAACCGAUUUAUGAUCUUAUACUGGGAGAUGGAAAUUAUGCAAGUGGAGGAGAAACAACGGGAAUGGGAAUACCGGUAGCGGGUAUGAUUGAUUCGAAUUCUAAUAUGUCAGAUCUUCAAUCAUAUAUUCCUUCAGGAAGUGAUCCUGAUAAGCUAUUUUCGAUGGAAAUCGAGAAUUUAGAACUUGUUGUGCAUGAAUGGAUUCUAAAAGAUGUAGAAGAUAGAAUACUUGAAAAGUAUGAAAAUAUGGAUAUAUGUUCAUGAAUAUUAUAGGAUUGUAUAUAAGCAAGAUUAUUUAAUAUAUUUAAAUCAUAUAUA